Microplitis demolitor is the source of this 1570-nucleotide messenger RNA. RefSeq lists its product as uncharacterized. NCBI's taxonomy places the organism in Eukaryota, Metazoa, Arthropoda, Insecta, Hymenoptera, Braconidae. The transcript is spliced from 2 exons. The coding region runs from base 279 to 1259 and encodes 326 amino acids. The record is from RefSeq and is a predicted model, not a curated record.
AUUUAAAACCACGAGCCACAAAUAUUGUCGUGUGGUAACCGACAGUGAUUCUACAGUUUGUCAACAGGAAUAAGUCAUAUUAUAAAAAAUAUCAUUAUUUUUUUUUCUUUUUUUUUCACUUUAAUAAAAAAUUUAUUAUACAACGGACGUUAUCAGACAAAGUUGAUUGGAGAUAGUGAAAAAAAUAAUUUUUUAUGUAGUUACUUUAGUAUGAUGAAGACAUAACUGUUACUUAAUACGUCGCUUGCUCAUUUAAUCACUUUUUUUUAAAUAAAGAAAUGAAUAAUAUGAAAAUUUUGAGUGUAAUUAUUUCAAUUUGUUUGUGUUUGGUAAAAAGUAAAAGAAUUAGUGAAUUAUGUGUGCAAGAAAAUGGACAAUUUAUUAGAUGUCAAUGUGCCGGAAAUGAGGAAUUUAAUCUUCCAACCAACGUAAACUACGAAAAUUUAACAGAUUUAACAAUAACAUCAUGCAGAUCAGCAAAUUUACAUUUCUCAAGUUUACCGAACGCUAAAAUAAUCCGUCAUAUAUUAAUUCAGAACAUAAGCGGAAGUUUGAUGUUUGAACCCUUUGUAAUAUCAAAGAAAUUGGAAACAUUUAAGCUAAGAAAUAUAAAAAAAAUACCGAUAAUAAGUCAUGAUACUUUUACAAGUAUAUCAUCUAUAAAAACAUUUGUAAUUGAAGACACAAGAAUUGAACAAUUCGACGAACAAUUUACGAAUAUAAAUAUCGACAAUUUUAUCCUACGCAAUGUGUCAAUAAAACAAAUGAUUGGAAUAAACUUUUCUGGUCAAGGCAAAACGUUGAAAAUAAUUGACACGAUAAUUCGUAACGUUGCGGGUAAUUUGAAUUUCGCAUUUUUUGAAACAAUCGAAAUUAUAAAUUCGACAUUUGAAUUUGAAAAACCUGGCGAUAUUCCUAUUGAAGGUAUAAAUGCUAAGAUUAUAAAUUGCGUAUUUUCAAAUGCAAGCGUUAAUUUAGUUGUCAAUGAAAAUAUAACAAUAAAAGGUAAUUGUGCUGAUGGUAAAAGUUCAUUGAGGUUAUCAUCAAAAUAUGUCCACAGUGUUGGCAAUAGAUUACCAACGGAAAUAAUUUAUACGCAAAAUCGUACUAAUCCUAUUUUGUUUCACAACAUAAAUAAUACUGUAUGUAUUGCUGGUAAUUGUAAAUGCCCUAAAAGUUCUGGUUAUAAUUCGUGCUAUAAAUAUCACCCUGAUAUUUAUCUCGGUAUUGUAUUACUUGUUAUACUUUAUAAUUUCUGAAUAUAUAAAUUAGGUUACCCGAGAAAAAAAAAAGUUAAAAUUCGAAUAGUCACCUUUGCAAAUUGGCGAGAAAUUUUAAUGUUCAUACGAAUGAGAACUAAAUGAGAAUUUUUGGUUUUUUGGUUUUCCGUCUAAAUUCUACACCGUAAUUUAUUUAUUCUGUAUUGUUUCAAGUAUUGAGGUUUAACAAAAGUUACAGAAAAGUUAAAAAUUGUUUAAAAUUUCGAAGCUCGACCAGUCGAAUUUUGUUUAAACUUUUUUUUGUACGGGUAUUGUUUAUUUGUAAUUAAUUUUUAUAAAGUGAAUAAAUA